Messenger RNA from Phasianus colchicus (ring-necked pheasant), 4561 nucleotides. It is a transcript of the gene ARRDC2, whose product is annotated as arrestin domain containing 2. Gene Ontology annotation, biological process: protein transport. The record is from RefSeq and is a predicted model, not a curated record. Lineage: Eukaryota; Metazoa; Chordata; Aves; Galliformes; Phasianidae. Gene Ontology annotation, cellular component: cytoplasm; plasma membrane.
GAGCGGCUCUGUGCUGCCGGGCGGUGGGUUGGGACCCCUUGGGCUGCAGGCCCCACUCUGGGCAGAUGUCUGCUCUCCUCGCGCCGGUGCCAUCUGCAAGCAGGGUUCUGCCUCUUGACCUCUGCCGAGGGUUUCUGCAAGGCUGCCUGCAGACUCGAGGCUGGUGAGCAGGAAGGGCUUGUGGCUUUUGUUCUGUUUGCGCAGGGAAGUGCAAAUACAGGGUCUGUUCACAAGUGUGGAAAGAGCACUUAGGAGCUCAGUAAAUAUUUGUUUUCAGUUUUCUGGUGCUGGAGCCACAUGCCCGGCUGGUGUGUUGCUUGGAUCUGCUGCAUGAGGACAAGGCACCUGAGUUCUUUGUGUAGUUGGGAUGAAAUGAUCCAGAGCCAAGUGACAUGGGACAUGUCAGCUGUCUACCUGCUCAUUAACUCUGCCUUACAGAAGUGAACUGCUUCUGUCCUCCCCCACAACGACACCGCUGCAGCUGCUGUGCCACCAUCGGUGCUGCCAUAGGGUUUCCCUGAUACUGAAAUCCAUGAGGGCAUUUCACCGUCCACAGGCAGUGCCUUGCUGCUGAAGGAGGGGUCACAGAGCCAUGGGAGCUGCCUGCCUGGAGCUGCUCUUGUCUCCAGCCUGCACUGUAGGGCCAUACACUCUUUUUCGAGGUGACCGUGCCUUAUCACCGCUCUGAACAUCUUCAUUACUAUGGAGUUCCUGUCUUUUUGGCAGCGGCCCUCCUAUGCUUUGCCUACAGAUGGCCCCAUGGCAGCUGCGGGCGUGUUAAGCAUCCCAAUAACAAUUCAGGAUAGGGCUGCCUGGAGAAGGGCUUUCAGCCAAGGGCUGGGGAGUCACCGACCCUGCACUCCCACAGCGUGGAACUGGCGGCUGUACGGGGAGCAGGGAACCCUGUGGGUGUCAUUACAUCACCUACACACUGCUUCCUUCUCUGCUUUGUGGGGGACACGGGUCUGUGAUCACAGGAGUGAUGUGGGCUGGGAGAAGCGCUGCUCUGCAGCCACAGCUGUUCCCAUGUAUCUGUCCUGCCGGGUCCUGCUCUGUGCCUCUGCCACCAGCAGCACAGAGAGAGGCUGGGGAAAACGUGCUGUCAUCCGGGGGUCCCAUGACUGCUCCCUCAUGGCUUCCUGAUGAGUCGGGCUAUGUUUGGGAAAUGCAGAGUUUGCCAUGGCAACGCAGCAGCGAGCCGGGUGGAGAUAAGUGUGCUGUGCUGCGCUCACUGGGUUUAUCUGCAGCUCCCUGGCAGAGCAGUGAGCGUGGGACUCUGCUGUGCUCCCAAACAGAAACCAUGGAGAAGUGCUCAGGGCCAAUCACAUGCACAGUGUGUGAAUGGGAGUUGGGAAGGAAGGGACAACAGGGUUUCACGGGCAAAGGCAAGGCCCUGGGUGCACCCACACGGGGUGCUGGGAGGGGUCCCACAGCGCUGUGUGAGCACUGACCCAUCUGUCCCUGCCGGGGGGCUGCAGCCGGCCCUGCGUGCACGGCUGGGGCUGGGGCUGGGUUCUGGCUCCCAGAAUGCCCGGACGGUGCCGUGGACGCAGAGCUCUGUGGGUCCCCACGGCACAAGGAAUGCGAGGGGGCUGUGGGUGAGGCUGAGUCACAGCGGGGGCUGCCCGGAGCUCCGCUCGUGCCAGGACGCGCCUCGCUUCCUUCUUCCCACUGCCGCCGCGCUCCCUUCGCAGCGUUUGCAAUGAUUCAUAUUUGCUCACGGCAGCAAACGGUCACAUACACACAACAAAGCACAGCUCCUUCCCUCGCACUGCGGACCCACAGCUCCCCAUCGCCGGGCUUUGAUCCCAGCUGCACGGCAGCGAUGCUGGGCGCAGAGCGAGGCCCCGUGGGUGAGAUUUGGCACAAACGCAGCGCAGGGCGGCGGAGAGCCGGCAUUCGCCUGGUUAAACAGCCCAGGGAGGACGCGUUGCUCACCGCGCAUUGCACAAGCUGAACGGGAGCCAGUUCUUCAUUUCUUAGAAAUAAGCGAAGCCGCGGCCCCGAGCAGCUUUCCCCGCAUCACCACUCGGCCCGGCCCCGCGCCGCGAUCCGCCCGCAGCCACUGCGAUUCUGGGAACGGCUGCGGGAGGGGCGCGGGGUCCCCGCACGUGCAGCGCCGUGGGCGCGGGGCGAGCAGAGCCGUGGGGCGUCGGGACGGGAUCCCGGCGGGGACGGGACGGGGCCGUGGGGGGGUGCAGCUCCCGCCCCGAGGGGUUCAUCCUUGGGGUGCGCACCCCCAUCCCGUGGGGUCCCCGCGGGGCCCACCGCACCGCCACGCGGGUGAGCGGGUCCCAGGGCCGCGCGGCGACGGGCACCGGACGGCCGCAGGUCCGAGGAAGCCCCGGGACGGGGUGGGAGGGGGGGCCGUGCCGCCCGCACAUGCUCGUUGCGUUGUUUUGCGGCGCCUGCCGGGGCCGCCCCGUCCCGUCCCGCCCCGCCGGGGCCGCCCCCGGGGCGCGCCGGGCACUUAAAGCGGCGCUGGGCGGCGGCGGAGCGAGUUGGAGCCGCCAUCUCUCGCCAUGCUGUUCGAUCGCCUCAAGCGCUUCCUGAUCGUGCUGGAGGGCGCGGAGCGGGGAUCGCCGGCCGCCUUCAGCCCGGGGCAGGCGGUGGUGGGGCGCGUGGUGCUGGAGCUGGCGGCGGCCGUGCGCUGCGGGGCGCUCCGGUUGCGGGCGCUCGGAGCCGCCCGCGUCCACUGGACCGAAUCGCGCAGCGCCGGUUCCAGCACCGCCUACACGCAGAGCUACAGCGAUCAGGUGGAGUUCCUCAGCCACCGCGACACGCUGCUGGCGCCGCCAGAUAACGGCGAAGUCACCGUCCUGCAGGCAGGGAGGCACGAGUUCCCCUUCACCUUCCAGCUCCCAGAGACCCUGGCAACGUCCUUCGAGGGCAAACAUGGCAGCGUGCGCUACUGGGUGAAGGCCAAGCUGCACCGACCCUGGGCCACAGUGAAAAAGGUGAAGAAGGAGUUCACUGUCAUCGAACCCAUCGACAUCAACACACCUGCACUGCUGGCUCCCCAGGCGGGUGCUAAGGAAAAACUCGCCCGCGCCUGGUACUGCAAUCGUGGCCAGGUCUCAGUGACUGCCAAGAUCGACCGCAAAGGCUACACCCCCGGUGAGGUCAUCCCUAUCUUUGCUGAGAUUGACAACUGCACCAACCGGGCGGUGGUGCCCAAAGCAGCCAUCAUUCAGACUCAGACCUUCAUCGCUCGGGGUGCCAAGAAGCAGAAGAAGUCAGUGGUGACCAGCAUUGUUGGGGACUCCAUCGCUGCGGGGAAGCGCGAGGUGUGGCACGGGCGGGCGCUGAAGAUCCCUCCGGUGGGGCCGUCCAUCCUGCAGUGCCGCAUCAUCCAAGUGGAAUAUUCCCUGAAGGUUUGUGUGGAUAUUCCUGGCACAUCCAAGCUGCUCCUGGAGCUGCCACUCGUUAUCGGGACGAUCCCACUGCAUCCAUUUGGCAGCCGCACGUCCAGCGUCAGCAGUCAGUACAGCAUCACCCUGGACUGGCUGAGCAACAUCCCUGAGCAACCCGAAGCCCCCCCCGAGUACUCAGCAGUGGUGCCCAGCCCCACAGCUGAGCAGAGCCUGGCCCCGCCGUGCCGCAGUGAGCUCGGGGCUGUUCUGGAAGGGCCCUUCUUUGCCUACAUCCAGGAAUUCCGCUUCCGACCGCCUCCGCUCUACUCAGAGAUUGACCCGAACCCACCUUCAGACAGCAUCCGCCCGCGCUGCAUGACCUGCUGAGAAGUGCUGAUGGCAUCCUGACCAUUGGGCUGCAGUCAGAGCACCCACAGUGUGGCAGUGGGACGUGGUGGCCGUGAGAGCACUGAGCCCCCACCACAGGCACUGCCCUGUGGGGUCUGAAGGGCUGGAACCGCCCCAGGAUUUGGGGUUGAUGGAGCCGGGAUGGUGCUCCUCUAUGUGUGCUCCAGCACCUCCUGCUGCAGAGAGCGGGAGCUCAGAGGUGUCGCAGGGAUACCAGAGAAUAUUUAAAUCCUGUGCUGGGUUUGGACCCCGCGGUGCUGUGGGUGCAGCUCUGCUGCUGCAGUCGCUUCUCCAGAACUGCAGUUUCCUAAGAAGAAAACUGGCCGGGUGAGGCAGACUGCUGCUGGUGAACACGGCCGUGAGCUGGGAGGUGCUGCAGGGAUGGCUGGAGCUGCCUGGCAGCUGGGUGGGGGCUGCAGAGCCCCCCAUGGCCAACAGUGGGGCAGAGGACAUGGGGACAGUGUAAUUCCCAAAGCAGCAGAGAUCUGCGGUGGUGUUUUGGUGCUGCUCCUGCAUGGUGGCACAGACGUGGCCAGUGCUUUGUUGGCCAAGGAAACAAGAAAAAAAGCUGGAGUGGGUCCUCCAGGGCAGCCACCAGAGACUGUGCAUUCCUCCCGACCCCUGCGCAGAGCCCCAGCCCCGGUGCUGGGCAUUGCUCAGAGGAUUUUCUAUUAUUUGUAUCAGUGACCACUUUUGUACCGACCACUCUUUGUCUCUGAUGUUACUCUUUUCGUACGACUUCAGUUUGGGUGAUUUCUUUGAAAUAAAUUUCUUGUAACCAACUGCAGCUCUCAGCUUUU